Molecule: messenger RNA, 2504 nt
Organism: Porites lobata
Lineage: Eukaryota; Metazoa; Cnidaria; Anthozoa; Scleractinia; Poritidae
Source: the annotation of a GenBank genome assembly
AUGAACUGCUGGAUUAUUAUUCCAACACUGGCUUGCACGAUCGUUGUCAUCGUGCGUUCAGCCCCUCAGUGGGGCUAUAUGUCCUACGAAUAUUUCCACGAGUUCUACGAUCAUUAUGGCGAAGAUAUCCGAAACAAUAUCGAUCACAUACAGCAGGUGCACGAAAAGCACCAUGAAAAUCAGCACGUCGCUCACGAGAAAUUCCAGGAACAUUACUACGAUUUCAGAGAAAAGCAUCAAGAAGGAUCAGAGCAUUACCAAGAGUCACUCGAGAGGGCGCAAGAGGACCAGCGGUCUACUACAGGAACUGAGAAGAAACAUAUUAUUUCCCAUAAAGGUAAAAGAAUUUUGUAAAAUAAAAAAAAAACCCUUUGAUAUCACUGUAUAAGGCUCAUUCGCGUCGCCUAACAAGCUCCAUUUUGUCUGGAGUAUAUAUUAGAGAGUUAAAUAAUUGUAUAGAUAGAUAGAAAUCUAUAUUUCCAUGUGGUAGCUCUUUUAGUUUUUGAAAAAAUUAAAAACUGCUAUCCAUAGAAGCCAUACUUGCGUUUUUGGUUGGGAGAAAGUCUCCUACCGUCGGUAGCGCUCCGUUCUCGAUCGACGAGUGACUUUUUAUUAUAAUUCCUAAAUGGAGACUAGUUGGUUAAUGAAUGAUGAACCUUUUCAGCCAGCUAAAGCCGUUUUCAUGAUAACAAGCGUGGACUUUCGCGCUUUGCUCGCGACGCUCAAUCUCGUCCCCAGAUCUCUUGUCGCUGACGCAGACGAAGAUCUACCGCUGACGGCUGUGUUUCAACCAAAUCACCUAAAAUCAUUUCUGCUGAAAAUGUUUGAUCCCAAUAGAACAUUACCUUACAUAUAUUCCAUAGGUUCAAGCUCAAUUGUCCAUAGUCCAUAGAUUAGAAAACACUGUUUACCCCUUUUUGAUAGCCUGGAACAAGCUCUGUUGAUGCCAAAUCGUAAAACGAUCUUUCUCACUAGCCUAUCGUUUUUACGAUUCAAAUCUCACAGAUGUAACGUUCAUCUUGUCUUUGUAUUCAUUUUUCUUUUUUAGAACCCGUUGAAGGUUUGUUUUGCAAACCAAAUUAUCGUUAUAUAUACCAUAAAAUUUCGAAAAUAAGCCCCUCCAAAUAUAAGCCCCCCAAAAUAGUAACGCAAAAGACCCUCCGUUAAAUCGCCCCUCCAAAUAUAAGCCCCCCGGGGGGGCUUGUACUUGGAAUUUGCCCUCGAAUACAAAGUAAAACGAAGCAAAAAUGGCAAAUUUACUUCCAACUUUGAGGCUAGCCCAAUCGAUUUUGAGACGCAAAUUUCCCUCCGUACAUAAGCCCCUCCAAAAAUAAGCCCCUCAAAAAGGGCCUUUGAAAAAUAUAAGCCCCGGGGCUUAUUUUUGGAAUUUUACCGUAAUUCACCAUCUGAUUUUUUGUUUUCUUUCUUUACUUUUUCUCUCCCUCUUCCUCUGGUAUUGAAGAUUUUACCGAUCCAGAUAUCUACUAUAGAGCUUUAGAUUCGAGGACGAGGACACUACGAGGACAACAUUUAAUUUUAAGUUUUCUGCCCUAUUCUCUAAAAAUAGACACCCCGGAAAGCUUUAUUGUACCUUUUUCCACCUCAAAAGUUGACACGCUUAUCUCCGUUGAAGGAGGUUAAGCCCUCGCCCGGUCGUAAAAUGAUAAAAUUUCUAACAUUUGCAGUUAACUUGUUUUCGCCACUACGACACUCUCGCUAAAACUCGUAGUAGACAAACGACGGCUAAAACAUUUUCUCGCCAAAAUGACGUUGGUUCGCGCGCGCGAGCGCAAUACUAAGUAGGGAGUUUAAGCAGCAACCUUUUUGAGCGACGCAUGUCGACCGGAAGUGAGGGUUUUUUUCUUUUCAUUUAUCUUGACGCUAUCAAAUUUGCAUUGCUAAGUUUCUUUACUCUAAAAGAGAGGUUUUGCCAAAAAAGUUGUUCAAAUUAACGGAUGAAGAGUUCAAAAAGGCCACUUCCGGUUGACGUGCGUCCGUCAAAAACGUUGUUGCUUAAACUCUCUGGUAUUGGGAAAAUCUCGUACUCGUAGUCGUGCUCGUCUCAGAAUCUAAAGCUCUCUAAUAUCCGGCUAACCUCACUGGUUUGUUGCUGUGGCUUUGCCUUCAAAAGCGUUUUUUUUUUUAACAAGCUCUGAGUAGACUAGUUUCCAGUUAUUAAAAUUCAUAUUUGGCUUAAGCUUCGAGACUGAGGGUUUUAAUCGCAUUGAUAUUCAGGGAUGAACAAUUCAUUUCUUUUGUUUUUUUUGCCCUAAGUAUUGGAGUCAAGUAUAAAAUUUGAUAAUUCGAAACUGCAAGAGUCGAGGGACUUCCCUCUGCGCACCAGUCCCUAGCUUUCGCGGCUCACUUGCGUGAUUCUCAAAUGCAGCACCUGCUCGCUAUAAAUCUUCAACUUCAUGACAUGAUUUUUAUUCAUCAAAAUCAUCCGUUUUUUAGUUACUCCACAGAUAAGUGCAAGGGAAGCAAAUUCUUUUCUUCAAAAAUAA